GGCCGCGCCGCCUGCAGCAGCAGCAGCAGCAGCAGCAGCUGCUCCUCCCCGGCGGCCGUCCCCCGCGGGUCCCUCCCUGGCUGCGGGAGAGACAGAGGUAGAGGGAGGACACAGCGCCGUGCCGCCCGCACCGGAGACCUUCGCCUCGCCCUGCAGGCUCCUCACCCUCUGGGAGAAACAUGGAUAAUCUCAGUGAUACCUUGAAGAAGUUGAAGUUAACAGCUGUUGACAGAACUGAGGAUAGUUUAGAAGGAUGUUUGGAUUGUCUACUUCAAGCGCUGGCUCAAAAUAAUAUGGAAACGAGUGAAAAAAUCCAAGGAAGUGGAAUACUUCAGCUGUUUGCAAGUCUGUUGAUUCCACAGUCUUCCUGCACAGCGAAAGUAGCUAACAUCAUAGCAGAAGUAGCCAAAAAUGAAUUUAUGCGUAUUCCAUGUGUGGAUGCUGGAUUGAUUUCACCACUGGUGCAGCUGCUAACUAGCAAAGACCAGGAAGUGCUACUUCAAACGGGCAGGGCUCUAGGAAACAUAUGUUACGAUAGCCAUGAGGGCAGAAGUGCAGUUGACCAAGCAGGUGGUGCACAGAUUGUAAUUGACCAUUUAAGGUCACUGUGCAGUAUAACAGAUCCCGCCAAUGAGAAGCUCUUGACUGUCUUUUGUGGCAUGCUGAUGAACUAUAGCAAUGAGAAUGAUUCCCUUCAAGCUCAGCUUAUCAAUAUGGGUGUUAUACCUACCUUAGUGAAAUUAUUGGGCAUCCAUUGCCAAAAUGCAGCUCUUACAGAAAUGUGUCUUGUUGCAUUUGGCAACUUAGCAGAACUUGAGUCAAGUAAAGAACAGUUUGCCAGUACAAACAUUGCUGAAGAGCUGGUAAGACUCUUCAAGAAACAAAUAGAACAUGAUAAAAGGGAAAUGAUUUUUGAAGUUCUUGCUCCAUUGGCAGAAAAUGAUGCUAUUAAGUUACAGCUGGUUGAAGCAGGCCUGGUAGAAUGUCUACUAGAGAUUGUUCAGCAGAAAGUGGAUAGUGACAAAGAGGAUGAUAUUGCUGAGCUCAAAACUGCUUCAGAUCUAAUGGUUUUACUACUUCUUGGAGAUGAAUCCAUGCAGAAAUUAUUUGAAGGAGGAAAAGGUAAUGUGUUUCAAAGGGUACUGUCCUGGAUUCCAUCAAAUAACCACCAGCUACAGCUUGCUGGAGCAUUGGCAAUUGCAAAUUUUGCCAGAAACGAUGGAAACUGUAUUCACAUGGUAGACAAUGGAAUUGUAGAAAAACUUAUGGAUUUACUCGACAGACAUGUUGAAGAUGGAAAUGUAACUGUACAGCAUGCAGCAUUAAGUGCCCUCAGAAAUCUGGCCAUUCCAGUUGUAAAUAAAGCAAAGAUGUUAUCAGCUGGAGUCACAGAGGCAGUUUUGAAAUUCCUUAAGUCUGAAAUGCCUCCGGUUCAGUUCAAACUUCUGGGAACAUUAAGAAUGUUAAUAGAUGCACAAGCAGAAGCUGCUGAACAACUGGGAAAGAAUGUUAAAUUAGUGGAGCGUUUGGUAGAAUGGUGUGAAGCCAAAGAUCAUGCUGGUGUGAUGGGGGAGUCCAACAGACUGCUGUCUGCCCUCAUACGACACAGUAAAUCAAAAGAUGUAAUUAAAACCAUUGUACAGAGUGGUGGCAUCAAGCAUCUAGUUACCAUGGCAACUAGUGAACAUGUAAUAAUGCAGAAUGAAGCCCUUGUUGCUCUGGCACUAAUAGCAGCUUUAGAGUUGGGCACUGCCGAGAAAGAUCUAGAAAGUGCUAAACUUGUACAGAUUUUACACAGACUGCUAGCAGAUGAAAGAAGUGCUCCUGAAAUCAAAUAUAAUUCCAUGGUCCUGAUUUGUGCUCUCAUGGGAUCUGAAUCUCUACACAAGGAAGUACAGGAUUUGGCCUUUCUUGAUGUUGUAUCCAAACUUUGCAGUCAUGAGAACAAAAGUGUUGCCCAACAGGCCUCUCUCACAGAGCAGAGACUUACUGUGGACAGCUGAGAACAGCCCCUCCCUGAUACAUGGCAUUAUCCCACCUCUGAUUUCCCCUUUGUCCUCCAUCCAGCUGCCUCUUCUGCUUCAUUUUCUUCCAUAUCACUUGUGCAUGCGUGUAAUGUUCCAGUACCAAUUGAAGAACUGCUGUAGGUACCUGCCCAAUAAGAUUUCUAAACCCAUAGUUAGUGUGAACAUGAAUUUGUCAAAAACAAGUCUCCACCCAUAACUGUUCUCUUGUAUUCCUGUUGCUUGAGCUACAUUAAGUAGAAUGUGCAUGUUGUAGUCCUAUGAUGAUGUAAACUUGGUACUACAUAAUGACUUGCUCCUCACAUUUGGUAAACUGCGUAAUUAAUAAUGUACUGGUAGAUUAGAAACAAACAAGAAUGCAGCAGGAUCUGUCUAGCUUAUUAAAGAUGGAACUGAAUAGUAAAAAUAGCUCCAUUUUUUGGUGCUUGGGAAGCACAGUGACCAAAAAACUGUAUGGCUGCUCAUUCAUUAGUCUUACCUACUAAUGUCAAACCCGUGGUACCUAGAGUUAAAUAAAAUCCAAUGCUCUCACUCUUUACCCUAUGGUUUCUCCUUCUUCCUAACUAUGUAGACUCCUGAAACUGCCAGAAACUUGGCAAGACUUCCCUGAGGCUUUUUAAUUUCAUAUUUAAUUGGUUGUCAUCAUUGAAACCUAACAUUGAAAUCAUUUGUACUUUUCAGCAUGAAACUAAGGGGUUGAAGAAUCUGUGUUACACUAAGUAACAUCUUUUUUGGCCUAUAUUUCAGAAUCUAUGUACAUUUUGACAUCAGCAUUGUCCAACACUUGUCUUUAAAAGUUCACCUGGCAUUUGUUUUCAACUGAGGAAAUUGAGUAUAGCUCAUUGGAGGGUGGGGUUCUUGGGUUUUUUGGCUAUUUUUCAUCAUUCAGCUUGAAAGCAAGAAGUUUCCUCUGUCAUAGUCCUUUUAAAUCUUAUAUUAGAACUAGCAGGACAUAGAAAAAAAGAUUAAGAAGUUUGUCUAUACUAAAGAAAGGAAGGUUAUAAAAGCCAUAGUAGCCAAUCCAGUUCAUUCUGCAGAUGGCCUCACACCAGUAGCUGUUUAGAGUUUCCCACCUCCACUUGCCACAGAGAACUGCAAUAGAUCUGAAAGCUACCAGAAAAAGGUGAUGACGCCAAGACUCCAGAGAUGAGAAGACCCUGUUGGCGAAAUAUAGUGUACUCUUCACUGCCACUACGACCACCAAAUGGGUUUUUAGAACUUUGAAACACAAUCUUUGUAAAUUAAUCAAAAGAUCCCUGUAACCUACGUAUCUUGUCCCCAUGCACAAGUUUGACAAAUACUGGCUGAAAGGUAUGAUGGGCUCCAAUAUGGAAGGACUGCAGGACAGUAGAAUGGGCUGCCCGGGGUGACAGGAGCUCUUUCCUCUUCAAUGGGAGAUGCUGCACAUAUCUGUGGGGUGACUGAAGUUGGACUUUUGACUCUGAAACAGCUAUAAUUCAAGAAAAUUAAAACCUCAGUGGAGGUAAAAAAAAAAAAAAAAAAACUUUGUUCCCUUUGAUGUCCAGGAAAGAGACUAUUAUUGUGAGUGCUUAUGCUACACUUACUGUAAGAAUGAUCUUGUUUAUUGUCUUCUUCUGGGCUGGAUAGUGGACUGUAUUUUAUUAUAGGUUUUGAAAAACAUCUGUAAUGUUGAAUAGGCUGUCCAUAUUAAUAACUAAAUAAAUAGUAUAUGAAACUGUAA
Molecule: messenger RNA, 3726 nt
Organism: Leptonychotes weddellii (Weddell seal)
Lineage: Eukaryota; Metazoa; Chordata; Mammalia; Carnivora; Phocidae
Gene: RAP1GDS1
Product: Rap1 GTPase-GDP dissociation stimulator 1
Biological process (GO): positive regulation of GTPase activity
Molecular function (GO): protein binding; guanyl-nucleotide exchange factor activity
Source: RefSeq, a predicted model, not a curated record